UUUUCUUUCCUGAUGAGGAAAAGGUCGGGAUCAAGAUGAUGAAGACCUACACCAAUCGAAUGAAAUCAGAGAAUGUUUUCGGGGCUCUGUUAGUUGUUCAACAGAAUUUGACGCCCUUUGCACGGACAUGUAUAAGCGAGAUAUCUGCGAAAUUCCACCUGGAGGUUUUCCUGGAGUCCGAGCUGUUGGUCAACAUUAAAGAACAUGUUCUUGCUCCUGAACAUCAGGUGCUUACGACAGAGGAAAAGUAAACCCUGCUGCAAAGAUAAACUGGGAAAGAAACUCAGUUGCGCCGUAUUCAGGUGACAGAUCCAGUAGCAAAGGUAUCAGGGGUAGUGAGAAAGCGGGUCGAUAUGUUGCCUACAGAUACGUCGUGUGACUUGGCUCCAAGCAUGUUCUUGUUCCUGAGCAGCAGGCGCUCACGACCCAGGAAAUCAAGACACUAGCUUAUGCAAAGGCCUUUGUGCUACUCAUCCACGAAUUGCGCCUUUGCCUCUCUUGUUUCUCGCCGGUUUUAGAUCCAUAGGUUGUAUAUAACACAACUAGGAAACUGCUCAACUAGUGCCUGAAAUGUGACCUUCUGUAGAACGGAGCAGAUGUAGUUUUCCGUAGUCAUUAGAGGAUUUUAACUCUGUAGCCUUGUGGAGAAUGUUGCUCAACUAGUUCCCAGGAUGUCUACCUUCAGUCUGUGACGUCGUCUCAUUUGCGACUC
Molecule: messenger RNA, 712 nt
Organism: Eucalyptus grandis
Lineage: Eukaryota; Viridiplantae; Streptophyta; Magnoliopsida; Myrtales; Myrtaceae
Product: DNA-directed RNA polymerases II and IV subunit 5A-like
Exons: 3
Biological process (GO): DNA-templated transcription
Cellular component (GO): RNA polymerase I complex; RNA polymerase III complex; RNA polymerase II, core complex
Molecular function (GO): DNA-directed RNA polymerase activity; DNA binding
Source: RefSeq, a predicted model, not a curated record